AAAGUGGUCGUCGUGCACGGUCCUACAUAUUUGACAGUGUUGUCGUCGCUGGCGGUCGUCUAUCUAUUUGGCAAGGCCUACAACAACGUACGGUUGAACAUUCGCCACCUUCGGCUCUGUGUGCUGGAUGUAUGUAUCCGCCUGACACUGGUCGGACGCGGGAAGUGUUGUGUUCCAUGUGGUGUCUGAUGUGUGACGAUUCGCAGUUAUGAUUCUUUCAAGCACAACCCGACGAUAAAUCGGGUGUCGGGUUCUGAAGCCAUAACCUGAUCCCUCUGAGCAACUACUUUGAAACGGAUCCGGAUCUUGGUUGUGCACCGGCACAGCUGCGUUCAAAGCAAUGCGCCUGCUUUGAUCGUCAUUCGGAGUGGUUUUAGAAAGUGUAAAUUUGAAUUGUGUGCAGUUAUUCAUAAUCAGCGAGCGUCAAUUGUCGUCGAUUGAAAAAAGCCUUGAAACUUGCGCCAUAACCGAGGCGAGAGCUAAUGAAAGUGAUUUUUGCGCCACUCGCCGUCGAAAGCGAGAGUCUCAAGAUCGACAACAGUACGGGCGGCGGUUUCGAUGAGUCGCAAGUGGACCAUCAAUUAAUUAAGCGUUUAUUCACUUCGAGUGUAGUUUUCCUCUCGUCUGGUGGCGGUUUGCGUGCAUGUGUCAAUAGCUCAUCUCGAAGAGGAAAAGUGCGAGAUUUCUUUGCUGAGGUGCUUUUUGGCGGAUGAAAGUUUCGUUUCCUGUUCUCAUAAGUGCGAGGCAAACUCAUCGAAAACUCGUUAUGUGAAUGAAUGAAAGUUUGUCUACUUCUGCUUUAGUAGUUAAUUGCUGUAUUUGGCGAAGAAGCAAAAACAAAACAGUUCGGGGUAAAGAAAACAGCCAACGCAAUCUCGACGAGACAUUCAUGCGUGCGAUAAAGCGUACCGGCAGAGAGUUUGUAAACACGCAUCAGCUCCCGCUCACUGACGGGGGAUAAGAACCACCUCCCACCGCCCACUGGAUCCCGGUGGAAUACGCAAACAGGGACAGGGGGAAGCAUAAAGCCAGAACGGAGUCGGUCGGCGAUGAGUCAUCGCGUGUACUGAAGGAGGAAAAAAUCAGUCUUCAGAACGGACUUGAGAGUGGUGGAGUUUGUAUUUGUAUUAGUUGGAUUAUUUCUGAUCCUCGCCGAUGGCAAACGCAAUCUGGUGUAGUAUGACGUGUAAGAACAGAGUAGAUCCAAUUAUAAAAAUGGAUUUGCACCUUGGGUAGAUGAGCUGUUGUGAAGAAGUGCGGGGCAGACUCAUUGAUCGAAGCUGUGUGAAUAAUUAACGGGUAGCGUAGACUACUUGUCGGCAACUGAUCAUUAGCAAUCGCCGAUUGCUCGUCGGGCACCAUUGGCUACGUUAAAGCUAGAACGGUGGCCUUCCACAACGAAGGAGGUGAGCGCCGCUGGGUGCGUCAAGCAGUAAUGGGGGUCCUUCGAUGGAGGGAUCUGCCGGGGAGCCGCAGCUCCAUGAGCAGUUCCAACAGCACCAACAACAAUAACAACAACAACAAUCGAAUAGAGAACACCCGCGAAGAACGAAUCUCCAACCCACAUGGCGGCAACAACAACGACCCCCAGAACAAUCUCACCGUACAAAUCCCGCAGCAGACGCGAUCGCUGCUGCGGCACUCGAACAGUAUGUCGUCGAAUCCGCACUCGAACUCGAGCUCAACGCCGGCGUCACCGCAUCUGCUGUCGAACAGCUCCAGCGGGCACCUGCACCAUACGCUCUCGAAUGGCGGAACGCUUCACCAUCAUCCCCAGUACCAGAGUCAGUCGUCGGUAAGUUCCCAAAGUUCGUCGAUCAUUUCGGCGGUUCCGCCGCUGCAGCGGUUACUGGAGGACCAUCUCAGCAAACCGGCCCCCUAUGCGAUGAUUGUGAUACCGAACAGUGGGGGCUAUUGGAUAGAUGGCACUGAUCACGAUGCGGGGUACGAUAUACCUUCUCACACUACCUGGCGGGUGGGCAAGAUCGAAUCCGAUGAUACGGCUAAAUGUUACCGAAGGUUUUUCAUCUCGCGAGAGCACUCGAAUCUGGUAGGCUACGAUGACCAGCUUGGCCCAGUAUUACUCUCCAUCAAAUCAGAGAACGUAGCCAAUCAGGAUCAUAUCCGGUUACUGCUCCGGUUAAGAACCGGAACCAUGCACGAAAUCAUUCCAGCGUCAUGUUUGGGGUCGAACCCAUCUCCAAUCAAGAUGGCACGGCUUCUGAACGAUCAGAUAAAUGUAGAUAGCUUCAUGCCCGUACUCUGUCCCAAAGCGUCCACGUUGAUCGCCAGCUACGACGAACACGUGCUAGUCACGAACUUCAAAUUUGGCGUUCUGUAUCAACGGUACGGACAAACCACCGAGGAAGAACUCUUCUGCAACAGUGAUACAACCCCAGCUCUGGAAGAGUUUCUCGAUCUACUUGGACAACGAAUACGACUCCGCGAUCACAAAGGCUACCGAGGUGGAUUGGAUAUUCAAAAUGGUCAUACUGGCGAUACCGCUGUCUACGAAGUGUUCAAAGAACGGGAGAUCAUGUUCCACGUGUCUACGCUCCUACCAUAUACCGAAGGUGAUCCUCAGCAACUUCAGCGGAAACGCCACAUCGGAAACGACAUCGUGGCAAUCGUAUUUCAAGAGGAAAAUACUCCUUUCUCGCCGGCAAUGAUCGCCAGUCAUUUCCUGCACGCAUUCAUCGUUGUUCAACCGCUGGAGCCCAACACACCCAACUGUCGGUAUAAGAUUUCAGUAACCGCUCGGGACGAUGUGCCGUUCUUCGGCCCUACGCUCCCCCAACCAUCAGUAUUCAAGAAGGGACCUGAAUUGAAAGAAUUCCUCCUUACCAAGCUGAUCAACGCGGAGAACGCCUGCUACAAAGCGGACAAAUUCGCGCAGCUAGAACUGCGAACAAGAACAUCGCUUUUGCAAAACUUGGUAGACGAACUGAAGGAGAAAACACGCGACUUCCUGGGAGCUGACUUGUUGGGAGCUCCCACUUCUCCUACCCCAGAAACUCCAAAGUCAGAAGGUGGCUUCACCGGAUCCCGAUUCAUCGACACGGUGAAGAAAGCGUUGAACGCCCGCCUUCGCUCUCAGAAUUCCGACCCCACGAACGGAACCGUCGAAACCAAUCCAAAGCAUCACAACUCCAUCAAGAAAUCCAAGGAGAUCUCCGACGUGCCCUGUGGACCGGGACAAGUCGUUAACAUCGGUCGAUCGCUGUCAAAAAGCAGCACAACGGGCUCUCGGAAGUCUCCCAACGAUUCGGUGGCCUCUUCGCCGGACAUCACAUCGCGCUGUUCGCUCAAUCCGAGCCAGCUAAACAACAACAAUAACAGCAACGCAGCCAACAACAACCAUCACGGGGUAGGUGGCGGCAAUCAUGGCGGAGGUACCAAAGGGCUGGCGAAUGGCGUCAGCAAUGGCAACAACAACAACAACGGCCCAGUGGCAAUGUCCGAAACGAGCGACGACUCCAGCCUGAACAGUGUCGAUCUGGAUCCGAUGGUUUUCCCAAAUGUAGAUGCCGGAGCGACGUACAUCGACAGUGACACCGGGCUGGAAUCGAUGUCCUCGGCGGACGCAACGACCAAAGCGUGCUCGCUCUGUCUGGACGGAGACCGGGCGGAACGGUCGACGAACGGGGGUGGCAGCGUGAUCAGCGUUAGCGUCGGAACCGGCAGCACCGGGGGCGAUAGCACACGGGACCUGCGCAGCAGCACUGGAAGCGGCGGCACGAAUCUGGCCGGCUGCCUUGGUGGUGGUGUGGGAGGUGUUACCGUGGGGGGUGCCGGAACGCUGCUGAUGACGCCGGACGUUGUGCAGCAGAUGGACGGAUUCAAGCAGGAAAUUACCCGGCUGAAGUGUGAUAAAUUGGAUCUCCUCAGGCAGAAUGUGACCUGCCAGCGUGACAUUAAACGACUACGGGAGCGAGAACUAUCCCUGCAAGGUGACCUGGCCGCUGCCGGCAAAGAAAUCCUUCGACUACGUGAUCUACUAAAAGAGUAUAUGCCGGCCGCCGCAGCUGAACCCCUCUAAAGAGCCCCGUUGCCGAGCUCUAAUAAUGGAAAACAUCCUCCCACCACCCACUACUUUUUCAUUUUCUGGCCAUUAUUGUCGCCACAAUAGUGAGUAUUUGGAUGCGCACAUACGUACAUACACACAUAAACGGAAUCACACACACACACAUGCCGGGCGUGACAAUACGAAAGGGCAUAUUCGAUAAAGAUGGAGGAUGGAAAAGCGUAAGAAGUGCAUUGUCUGCUCUUAUCAACCGACUUCCAUCUAAACACAAUCGUAUAGGUAACAACCACUUACCACACACAAUCCCCAUCUCGUUUUUUUUUUGUAAUCGUUACCGUGGUCGUCGCCAUCACUGGUGCUGAUUAUCGUCGUCAUCGUCGUUAUGGUUGUCAUCGUCUGCCUCGUAGAACGCAAGCAAAAAUGUAUUUUUCCUCAAAGUAAUAAUCCCUCCCCUCAGAAGGGUUCUCGAAAAUCCUGCACAUUUUUUCCACCUCACGGGAGGAAAAACAGAUUAGUUCUAUUAUAUUUUCCUUCAAAACUAAUACAUGUUGAGUAAAGAGAGAGCAAUUAUCGUUUGCGAGUGUUUUCUGUAAAAAGACCUUUUUUAAUUUAUUUUACCCUAAACCUAUUAAAAAACACUUUGAAAUCUCUUCGGAAGAAGUCGCUCUUCUGAAAUCAAAACUAGCGCUGUAAGUUUUGUUGCCUUUUCAAUUGUAGCACGUUUGGUUAUUUUUUCUUGUUAAAACGACAUGAAGCCAGCCGACUCUAUCCGCUAGCGCGGCGUGUCGAUCUAGUUCUCCUUGCUUUCCACCUCGUGUGCCAUGGACAGCGUGGUUGCGCGGGUGGGCAAUAUUGAUGGGCCAAUGGUUGCUGCGCUUGCUAUCAUUGCACUGUGAUCGAUUAGCGGCUUCGCUCUCUGUUGUUUCUCAAAUAGAUGUCAAUGAGAAGAACGUAUCCACGAAAUUUGUAUAUAAAUGUUUUAGCUUGACGCUUCAUCUUCGUGUUGACAUUUCAAACCUAAGAUACAAAAUUCUCAUGAAUAAUUGGGAAUUAACGCUGUAAAUGUCAAUUAUUAUGAAAGUAUUUAUGAUAAAUAUCAAAAAUAAUUCGACAAUUGACUAUGGUCAUGAAAUAAUGGACUUAGCGUAUUCGAUUGAGAGAUAUUUUAACGACACGUUAUUUACUUCUUUGUUCAUUUUUAAGCAGAAUGCAUUACAGUUUUAAUAUGUUUGUAGACACCAACGAAUAGAAUGGGCUAUUAGAGUGCAUGUAUCUCUCUCUUUCUCUCAAAGUGAAUAAAUUCAGCAACUGAGAGAUUGCUAACCAAGGAAACCAAAAAUAUAAUGUUGAAAAACAAUCCGAUAAGCUACCAGAUGUUUUAGAACUUAGAUACAUAUAGAUUUUAGAGAAACAAAGACAAAUCUAAGCGCAGAGAUAAUACACAACUGAGUGAAAAUAUUAUGUGCAAUACACAAUUGUAAUGAUCAUUAAAUCAGACAAAUGGAAAGCACUCACGGAAUCCUAUAAACCUUAAAUACAGACAGAAACUCUCGAGCCUUAUGAUAAAAUUGAAUUUCUAGGUAAACUUAUUUCAAAAUCAGACUAACACUUGUUUUUGAUCAAACAUUUAUUCUGAAAACAAAAAAAAACAAACAUGGUAUCUUUGUACGAAAAAUACUGCCUUCUACUUACAAUUCAUACCACAUGAAGCUGUUUCCAAAGCAAGCUCAUAAGAAAUAAUGAAAAAUUACACGAGUACUGUCAAAUGCAACAUUUAAAGAAUUGAUACCAAAGUUAACAACAUUCCCAAAAAGCUACAAACUAUACACUGAAAACAUAAAUCGACCAUCCUCUGUCCCAAGAGCAAAACUUUUCGAAAGCAUUGUCAGCUUCUAAUCUGACCACCGUAGUUUCUGGAAAACGCAAAUUUGUCAUAUCAACUUAUCAAUAGAGCAAAUCAAUCAUAAGAAAAACUAAACGAUUCAGUCAGUGAAUGUCAUAGACGAAAAUCACAGAAAAGCGUAGUUUUUGCACUUUAACAAUUCAAACACAGAUACAAUAGAAAGAUAAAAAAAAUCUCGUAAAACUCUUAUAAUCGAAUCGAUGUCUCAGCAACCAAAUUACCAACAAUAAAAUAUGAAAAUGUAUCAGCAGCAUAAAUCGUAAAAAAAGAAAACAAACUUUGUCCAGUGUUAAAGCAUAUUCUUAAAACAGCUGCUAUUGUAGAGGAUUGGAGACAACGUCUGAACAGCAACAAUUGGGACAUGAGUAGGUUGAUAUGAUCAUCACAGAUUAGUUACGGAACUAAAAAAAAACUUGAAGCCGAGUGUAUCGAAAAUACUGCUACUGAAUAGGAGAAACCGAGACGGACUAAGAAUCAUACCUAGUGGAGAAAAUCGAUACUACACGUGAAUGAGAAAUCAUAUGAAACUUAUCAGAAAGAAAUAGACUCUAUAUAUAUUUUAAACAUAUAUUAGAAAAAUAUGCAAA
Messenger RNA from Armigeres subalbatus, 6514 nucleotides. RefSeq names its product rap1 GTPase-activating protein 1 (gene RapGAP1). Bases 1436 to 4039 code for a protein of 867 amino acids. Gene Ontology annotation, molecular function: GTPase activator activity. Gene Ontology annotation, biological process: activation of GTPase activity; regulation of small GTPase mediated signal transduction. The record is from RefSeq and is a predicted model, not a curated record. Gene Ontology annotation, cellular component: cytoplasm. The transcript is spliced from 5 exons. NCBI's taxonomy places the organism in Eukaryota, Metazoa, Arthropoda, Insecta, Diptera, Culicidae.